AUGGCAGACCGGUUCCCUUCACUUGAAGACAUUGAUGCAGGAGAAACAGAUGUCCGCCCUGAUCCGACCGCCCAAGGUAGCUUUCUUGACCGCGAACGGGCUUUGCUUGGGGAGGACGCCGAACUCUUCAAUGCGAACGACAAACCCGGUGCUGCUACGGUCGAAGACGGCGAUGACGAUCUAUUAGGCGGUGAUGGCGAGUUCACAUCUGCUGCUCCGGCACAGCCAUCAGGUGGUGACGGGCAACAAGACCUUGACGACUUUGAAAGCUCCUUUCCUGCCAUUGACACCCGCAACGAGAGCGUUGCACCCGGCGGCACCAUCACCGAUUCCACCUCCUUCGGCGGCUACACAAACUACACUGCUCCGGCACAGGAGGAAGACACGGAGCCCAUCCGCGAAUGGCGAGCCAAGCGGGACGCCGAAAUCGCCCGUCGCGAUGAAGCCAGCCAACGCAAGAAGGAAGAGACCGUCUCCACUGCGCAAAAGGACAUCGAUUCCUUCUACGAAUCCUACAACCGGAAAGUCGACAAGCAAAAGGCGCAGACUGCAAAGGAGGCAGAGGAGUUUUUGGCAAAGAGAGAAGACACAACCGCGGGCGGCACGGCCUGGGAGAGGAUCGCCAAGUUGGUCGACCUGAGCGGGAAAGGCCAGGCGAGCGGUGGUGAUGGGAGCUCCAAGAAGAGAAUGCGCGAGUUGUUGUUGAGUCUGAAAGCGGACAAGGACGCGCCCGGCGCAGCGGGGGUGUGA
This is a messenger RNA of Fonsecaea multimorphosa CBS 102226, 750 nucleotides long. RefSeq lists its product as uncharacterized. Gene Ontology annotation, cellular component: clathrin coat of trans-Golgi network vesicle; plasma membrane; clathrin coat of coated pit. NCBI's taxonomy places the organism in Eukaryota, Fungi, Ascomycota, Eurotiomycetes, Chaetothyriales, Herpotrichiellaceae. Gene Ontology annotation, molecular function: clathrin heavy chain binding; structural molecule activity. The record is from RefSeq and is a predicted model, not a curated record. The transcript is spliced from 3 exons. Gene Ontology annotation, biological process: clathrin-dependent endocytosis; clathrin coat assembly; intracellular protein transport. The coding region runs from base 1 to 750 and encodes 249 amino acids.